This is a messenger RNA of Podarcis raffonei (Aeolian wall lizard), 1117 nucleotides long. RefSeq names its product ganglioside GM2 activator (gene GM2A). Gene Ontology annotation, molecular function: lipid carrier activity; enzyme activator activity. Bases 326 to 955 code for a protein of 209 amino acids. The record is from RefSeq and is a predicted model, not a curated record. Gene Ontology annotation, biological process: ganglioside catabolic process; lipid transport. The transcript has 4 exons. Gene Ontology annotation, cellular component: cytoplasmic side of plasma membrane. Lineage: Eukaryota; Metazoa; Chordata; Lepidosauria; Squamata; Lacertidae.
AUCAUUUCCCGGUGCCUGAUCUCGAGGGCGGGGGGAGAAUCCCUCUUUAAAUGCGAUUGAGGAAGGAGGGGAACCUGUGUGUCUAGUGCCUGCAGGGGAAAGGACAAGCCGGUACUUGAACUGAGCAAGCGUCUUCUGCUACGCUUGCUUGGAACGGUGUCAGGUGCUUGCUGUCUCCAGCUCCUGAGCAACUCAAGUCCAGCGUCUCGUUUUGCACCCGCCCUUUCCGCGCUUGUGAUCCGCCUGCUCGCCUCGCUUCCUCGGUCUCCUUGGCGCUGCGUUCAGUUUCAGCCUCGCCUUCCUGCGUUCCGGAGCAGCCCCAGAAAUGCCCGCUUUGGCGCUCUCGCUGGCGCUGUGCGCCCUGCAGAUGUGGCCAGCUGUGGUCGGCGGCCCUCCCCAACAGCGGUUCGCCGUGCUGGACAAACACUGGCCCCUGAGGCUCACCAAGAUCCAAAACUUCGCAUGGCAGAACUGUGGCCCCCCCUCUGAUCCUGCUGUAAUCAGGAGUUUGUCCAUAUCUCCAGAUCCAGUUUCGAUACCGGGAGAUGUGACAGUCAGUGUAGCCGCUGCUACCACUGUGGCCCUCACUUCACCUCUGAAGGGAGAGGUUGUUUUGGAGAAGAAGAUUGGUGAUAUGUGGAUAAAGGUCCCCUGUGUGCAAGAUCUUGGCAGCUGCACAUAUCAAGAUUUGUGUGCCAUACUGGAUCAGGCUAUUCCUCCCGGCCAGCCAUGUCCGGAACCAUUGCAGUCUUAUGACAUUCCUUGCCAUUGCCCCUUCAGAGCGGGUUCUUACAACUUGCCUUCCUCCACCUUCUACAUCCCCACCUUGGAUUUGCCUCCCAUGCUCACCAAUGGGGACUACAAGUUCCAGGUUGUGCUGAGCAAUGGUGACCAACAGCUGGGCUGUCUCAGGUUGUCGCUUUCCCUGCACUCUGAGAGCCGGUGGUAUUGGUGACUACAACGCAGGCAUCUUUGGGCUUGAGUGCCACAUUUCUUGCUCUCCCCCCCCUUGAAUUGCUAAUACUGAGACUUCUUAGCUGCAACUGCUUUUAUGAUGGCUUCUGAGGAGGAGCCAAGAUGAUGAUGUGAACAGCAGCCUCUAUCUUUCACUCUGCUU